GCGGCUGGCCGGCUGCGCUGCGCGGGGCUGGGCUCAGCGGCCGCCGCCGCCGCAUCCAGGAGAACUUGCCGCGGGGCGGGUGGAGGGGCCGGGCUCCUGGGAGCCAGAGCCCGGACACUUAGGUCUAGGACCCUCUCCCAGUUCCAGGAAAUAUGUACCAAGGAAAUAAAAGGUCCUCACACCCAAACAGAGUCCCCGCUGUAGAGAAGAGAUAAACCCUGUCAGUCACAAGGCCCAAGACUCUCCUGGGACUCAGGGAGCCCACGGUCUGUCUAACAGGUGAGGAGGGUUUCCCCUCAGCCUCCUUGAUCUGUGCAUGCUCAGGACUGGCAUCUUCUCUCCCACCUGCCCAGUGGAGCCUGUGGAGUCAGGUGUACUGCACUGCUAGGUCGGCAAUGGAAAUUCCACCAGACAGGAUGAGGGGAGUCUGUGUUACCUCCUUCAAGUGCGGAUGCCACACCAUCUCCCUUGCCAGUCUCGCGAGUCAGCAGCCAGCCUGCAGCAUUCGCCAUGGUUUUUGGUGAGUUUUUCCACAGCCCCGGACAAGACGAGGAACUGGUUAAGCUGAAUGUUGGGGGUUUCAGGCAGACUGUUGGCCAGAGCACCCUCCUCCGCUUCCCUCACACCAGACUGGGGCGCUUACUCACCUGCCACUCGGAAGAAGCCAUCCUGGAGCUCUGCGAUGACUACAGUGUGGCUGAGAAGGAGUAUUACUUUGACCGAAACCCUUCCUUGUUCCGCUACGUCUUGAACUUUUACUAUACGGGCAAGCUCCAUGUCAUGGAAGAGCUCUGUGUGUUCUCCUUCUGCCAGGAGAUUGAGUACUGGGGCAUCAAUGAGCUCUUCAUUGACUCCUGCUGCAGUAACCGGUACCAAGAACGAAAAGAAGAUAAUCCCAAUAAGGACUGGGACCAGAAAAGCAAUGAAGCGAGUACAGACUCUUCCUUUGAAGAGUCAUCCAUCUUUGAGAAAGAGCUGGAGAAGUUUGACAAGAUGCGCUUUGGCAACCUCAGGAAGAAGAUCUGGAUCAGGAUGGAAAACCCUGCCUCUUGUUUGUCGGCCAAGCUCAUAGCCAUCUCCUCCUUAAGCGUUGUGUUGGCAUCCAUUGUAGCGAUGUGUGUCCACAGCAUGGCAGAGUUCCAGAAGACUGAGGACGGGAUAGAAAACCCUGUUUUGGAAGCAGUGGAAAUCACGUGCAUCAUCUGGUUCACCAGUGAGUUAGCCAUAAGGCUUUUAGCCGCCCCUUGCCAAAAGAAGUUCUGGAAGAGUCCCCUAAACAUCAUUGACUUUGUCUCCAUCAUCCCCUUCUAUGCCACAUUGGCUGUGGACACCAAAGAUGAGGAAAGUGAAGAUAUUGAGAAUGUGGGCAAGGUGGUUCAGAUCCUGAGGCUCAUGAGAAUAUUUCGCAUCCUGAAGCUGGCCCGGCAUUCGGUUGGGCUGCGGUCACUCGGUGCCACCUUGAGACACAGCUAUCAUGAAGUUGGGCUGCUCCUCCUCUUCCUGUCAGUGGGAAUCUCCAUAUUUUCUGUGCUUGUCUACUCUGUAGAAAAAGAUGAUGCUCAGUCAGGCCUUACCAGCAUCCCCAUCUGCUGGUGGUGGGCUACCAUUAGCAUGACCACCGUGGGCUAUGGAGACACCUACCCUGUCACGUUGGCGGGAAAACUCCUUGGGAGCACCUGCAUCCUCUGUGGCAUCCUGGUGGUGGCCCUUCCCAUCACAAUCAUUUUCAACAAGUUCUCCAAGUAUUAUCAGAAACAGAAGGAUGUCGAUGUGGACCAUGGCAGUGAUGAGCCGCCCGAGGCAUGCAAUGAGCUGCCGUACUUCAACAUUAGGGAUAUUUAUGCUAAACGAGUACAUUCCUUUAUUUCUAGCCUUUCUUCUGCAGGGAUUGUGGUAAGUGAGCAAGACUCCACAGAUGCAUCUAGUAUUGACGAGGCUGAAGACAUUUAUGACACUGUGUCCUUAGAGAAUGACCCAGUGAAGUGAUGCAUUCUGGAGACCAGCUACUUAUGGAGGACUGGGGAGGCUUGGUCUGACUUUUGGCUCUGCCACUUGUUAUCUGUGUGACCUUGUGCAAAUCAUUUGCUCUCUAUGAGCCUCAGUUUCCCUCUAUCAAAGUGGGAUGUUUAGGUUCAGUAUCCAAGAUCCCUUCCUGCUUUGACAUCUUGGGACCUCUAGGACUCUGGUGAGUGGCUUGCAUGUUGGUUUUGUUGGGGUCUUGCUACCAUUCUUCCAACGUUUAGCCACUCUAACCUUCUAGCCUUUGGCACAUUGGUUCAGAUCACUAAUUCUCAGGGUGAACCUUUUGGCCAUGGUUAGACAAUCAUUGCUCGGAAUUCAUAGCUCAGGCUUUAUUUUUUUCUCAAGGAGGCUGAAGAAGAUGCCUGAUUCAGCGAUUUAUUUUUUACAUAGUGUCCAAGAUGCAGUUUGAGACAAGACAGGAAGCAGUUCUAAAUGCUGCGCUGAUAUCCGUGAUCAGCAUGCGGGGUAUGUCCUUCCUCGUGGGCUUGGAAUUAACCACAGUCCUGAUGGUGGGAAACUGUGGUGUGUGGCAUGGGAUGCAGACAAUGAAAGAGUCCACACGCAUGUAAAAGCCAUGAAGUGAGAACAGCGCAUGUGCAUUCACACUCACACACUAAACAUGGAAAUUAAGAGCCCAAUAAACAUGCUA
This is a messenger RNA of Dromiciops gliroides (monito del monte), 2671 nucleotides long. RefSeq names its product potassium voltage-gated channel modifier subfamily S member 3 (gene KCNS3). Lineage: Eukaryota; Metazoa; Chordata; Mammalia; Microbiotheria; Microbiotheriidae. Gene Ontology annotation, cellular component: membrane; voltage-gated potassium channel complex. Bases 511 to 1986 code for a protein of 491 amino acids. Gene Ontology annotation, molecular function: protein binding; voltage-gated potassium channel activity. The transcript has 4 exons. Gene Ontology annotation, biological process: protein homooligomerization; potassium ion transmembrane transport. The record is from RefSeq and is a predicted model, not a curated record.